UAGCCAACCAAAUCCAUGCUUCCUGUGAAAGCCCAAACUACGGAGAAAUACAGUGUGCUCCUUGGGAUGUGACAAGAGGACAAGAGUGCCCAGGCUUGCAGGUGGCCUCCAUCCAGGGACAGAUCUGUCUGCUUGUGUCAAGAUGAGUGAGGACCCACGUAUGGAAGAGGAUGCUGUUGGGCGCUUGCAUUUUGAGACCCGGCCACAGCUCAGGGCACACCCCACACUAUCACUGCCCGGACACACUUCAUCCACAGAAAGUACUGUAACUUCGAGUGAGACUUUGAAUAUGGCUUCAGGUGACCUUAGCAGCAGAUCAGUCUGUGAGAAAGAGCAAGAUGCCAGGCCGGCUUCUGCAGCAAUGGAGACUCCAGGCACCAGUGCAGCUCCUGACAACACUCCCACCCACGGCUCUGCAAGUGAAGACAAAGCCGUAUUGAAUCUGGAAGCCCAAGAGGAACCAGAAGCAAUGGCGUCCCACACAAAAGCAUGUGCGGCAGGAGACACCCCUGCUUCCCCUCUUCCUGCAGCUACUGUGAAAUCGGUCAACUUUAGACAGAGUGACAACAUCUCGGCUAACGAGAAGGAGGUGGAGGUGAGAUUUCUCAGAUUAUCUUUGGGAUUUAAGUGUGACUGGUUUACCUUGGAGAAGAGAGCGAAACUUGAAGAGAGGUCCCGUGACUUGGCAGAAGAAAAUUUGAAGAAGGAAAUCUCCGACUGUUUGAAGCUAUUAGAGGCUUUAACACCUCUAUGUGAAGAUGACAACCAGGCCCAGGAAAUCAUUAAGAAGCUGGAGCAGAGCAUGUCAUUUCUUAGCCAGUGCACAUUACGCAUGGCCAGUAGGGCCGAGAUGUUGGGAGCCAUUAAUCAGGAAAGCAGGGUGAGUAAGGCGGUCGAAGUGAUGAUUCAACAUGUAGAAAACUUGAAGAGAAUGUACGCCAAAGAGCAUGCAGAAUUAGAAGAACUGAAGCAGGUUCUUCUGCAGAAUGAACGCUCUUUCAACCCUCUUGGAGAUGAAGAUGCCUGCCAAAUUAAAAAACGCUCAGCUUCUCUAAACUCCAAGCCAUCUUCUCUGCGAAGAGUGACCAUUGCCUCUUUGCCCAGAAAUAUUGGAAAUGCAGCAAUGCUGGCUGGGAUGGAAAACAAUGACCGGUUCAAUAGGAGAUCAAGCAGUUGGCGUGUUUUGGGGUCAAAGCAGAGCGAACACCGUCCCUCGUUACAUCGGUUCAUUAGCACCUACUCGUGGGCGGAUGCGGAGGAAGAAAAAGGCGAGCUGAAAACUAAAGAUGCCUCAGAACCACCUGGAGAAGAAAUCCUAGAAAGGACCAGGAAGCCAAGUCUCUCUGAAAAGAGAACUAAUCCAUCAAAAUGGGAUGUCUCUUCAGCCUACGAUGAGCUUCCUCACGGGCUUGUUUUUCCAAAAGUCUGUGGAUGCCGCUCCCGUACAGCAGGGGGACUCGUGGAUGUCUCUAGAACAUGCCUUGUGGCCUUUUACCCGACUCCAGCACAACGGGCCGCCACCAGUGUGACUGCUGCACAGCCGAACCUGUGCAGCUUGAUUUUUUUAAGUGUCAGUGUCUGAACUCUGAAUUGUUGUAGCUGGGAAGGAUAGCCCAGUACCAGAGGAGGUUCUUGCCUCAACGGUAAGGUUUUUAUGCUACAUCUGUCUGUGAUGACCUCUCUGCCUAAAAUAUGGUGGGGAGCAAGUCUGCCUCUGAUGGUUUAAUGAGCUUUUCAAGGAAGGACUCUUAAAUAUUGUUUCAUUUGUUAAAAUUUAUUGAAAUAAAGGUGAAUUAAAAUCAAA
Echinops telfairi (small Madagascar hedgehog) is the source of this 1804-nucleotide messenger RNA. RefSeq names its product inositol 1,4,5-triphosphate receptor associated 2 (gene IRAG2). Gene Ontology annotation, cellular component: endoplasmic reticulum membrane. NCBI's taxonomy places the organism in Eukaryota, Metazoa, Chordata, Mammalia, Afrosoricida, Tenrecidae. Bases 143 to 1582 code for a protein of 479 amino acids. The record is from RefSeq and is a predicted model, not a curated record. The transcript is spliced from 18 exons.